This is a messenger RNA of Guyanagaster necrorhizus, 2418 nucleotides long. RefSeq names its product glycoside hydrolase family 3 protein. Gene Ontology annotation, molecular function: beta-glucosidase activity. NCBI's taxonomy places the organism in Eukaryota, Fungi, Basidiomycota, Agaricomycetes, Agaricales, Physalacriaceae. The transcript has 18 exons. The coding region runs from base 1 to 2418 and encodes 805 amino acids. Gene Ontology annotation, biological process: glucan catabolic process. The record is from RefSeq and is a predicted model, not a curated record.
AUGUCGGCAGUCUCGUCUGCUUCCGAGUCUUCCGUAACGUCGCUGUCCUCCUCUUCGUACGUUCCUUCAAGUUCUCCAGCCACAACGACUCGCCAUUUUGUUCCUAUCUCGUCCUAUACAUUCUCUCCCUUGCCUUCUCCAAGUGCUGGAAGUGGAAUACAGACGGAUCCUCAUACCCCUCCAGUCGUGGGCGCCAACUAUGUGCCGGAUUAUUCUUCUGCAUGGACAACUGCGUAUACCAAAGCAAAGAACCUUGUUGCUAGAAUGACUUUAGAAGAGAAGGUCAAUGUAACAACUGGCAUUGGCUGGGCAUUAGGUCGCUGUGUGGGGAAUACUCCCGCAAUCCCAGCCUAUAACUACCCUGGACUGUGCCUUGAAGAUUCGCCUCUGGGAGUUCGAGAUGCCGACUUUGUGACCUCUUUCCCCACCGGGGUGAAUGCUGCCGCGACAUGGAACCGGCGUCUCAUCCGUCUCCGCGGGCUAUACAUGGGUCUUGAGCACUAUGGAAAGGGUGUUAACGUUGCUUUAGGCCCUAUGAUGAAUAUCGGCCGGGUCGCCCAAGGCGGUCGCAACUGGGAGGGUUUCGGCGCUGAUCCAUAUCUUUCAGGAGAAACCGCGUACGAAACCGUCCUCGGUUUGCAGGAGGGUGGCAUUCAAGCAUGUGCCAAACACUUGAUCAAUAACGAGCAGGAACACAAACGGACCCAGGAAAGUUCUGAUGUGGACGACAGAACACAGCACGAAAUCUAUGCUCACCCUUUCAUGAGGAGUGUUAUGGCUGGUGUUGCCAGUAUGAUGUGCAGUUACAACUUGGUCAACGCUACUUAUGCAUGCGAAAACGACAAGAUGAUGAACGAUAUUAUCAAAAGGGAGUAUGGUUUCCAAGGAUAUAUUAUGUCCGACUGGCAAGCUACGAUGUCGACGAUAGCCGCGAUCACGGGUCUUGAUAUGACUAUGCCGGGAGACGUGACGUUCGACUCUGGCAACUCCUACUUCGGCGGCAACUUGACGGCGUAUGUUUACAAUGACACCAUACCUGAGACGCGUGUUGAUGAUAUGGCCACUCGUAUUCUUGCUUCAUGGCAUUUUCUCCACCAGGACGAACCGACUUAUCCAGAUGUCAACUUUGACGCCUUCCGUCCAGAUAACGAAGCUACUAACGCUCAUAUUGACGUUCAAGACGAUCAUUACAAGCUUGUUAGAGACGUUGGUGCUGCUAGCACCAUUCUUUUGAAGAACGUUGAUGGCGCGCUUCCGUUGAAGAAGCCUAGAAGCUUGGUGAUAAUUGGCACUGAUGCUGGUCCAGGAAGAGUCGGUCCAAAUGGAUUUGCGGAUCAUGGAGGGGACGAUGGGACUUUGGCCUCAGGCUGGGGAUCAGGAACGGCGAACUUCACCUACCUCAUUACUCCUCUGGAAGCAAUCCAAGCGAGGGCUCGAAAGGACCGAACCUCUGUUUCAUGGGUCCUGGAUGAUUUUGACCUCCCUCGUGCGGGCAACGAUGCCAUUAGAAAGUCUGCUGCUCUCGUCUUCAUCAACUCUGACUCUGGUGAGGAAUACAUUACCGUAGAUGGAAAUGAAGGUGAUCGGAAAAAUCUCACGGCGUGGCACGGAGGAGACAACCUGGUUCUUGCGGUAGCUGCUCAGAACAACAAUACGAUGGUCGUCGUUCACAGCGUCGGUCCCCUAAUCAUCGAACCCUGGAUUGAACAUCCGAACGUUACUGCUGUACUCUGGGCGAGUGCUCCCGGGACGGAAUCUGGCAACUCGCUCGUAGAUGUGUUGUAUGGUGACUGGAACCCUUCUGGACGUCUUCCCUAUACCAUUGCUAAGAAUGCGGAUGACUACAACGCCCCCUUGGUAACUGGUGGAACUAGUGAGGAUAUCCUGAACAUUCCGUACAUUGAAGGGCUGCAUGUCGAUUAUCGUCAUUUCGAUGCUAGACACAUCGAACCUCGUUUCGAAUUCGGCUUCGGACUCAGCUAUACCAACUUUACAUAUACCGAUCUUACGAUUGCCAAGAUUUCUGGUUCACUCGCGAGCUCCGCAGAGGUGGACGCUUGGGAGCAAGGAAAUGCUACGGCCAUCGCUGUAGGAUCCUCCACAGCCGCGUGGCUCCAUGAACCUGCGUACAAUGUCACGUUCAACAUCCAAAACACCGGUCCGGUUUAUGGCGGCGACAUACCGCAACUGUACUUGCAUCACCCACUGUCUGCUAGAGAACCUCCCUCGAUCCUGAGAGGAUUCACAAACGUUGAAAUCCUGCCUGGAGAGACUGCCGCUGUAUCUCUUGCUCUUUCUCGAUAUGAUGUAUCUAUCUGGGACGUUGAGUUGCAAGGUUGGAGAAGGCCGGACGGCUCGAUUGGAGUGACUGUUGGUCGGAGCUCGAGGGACGGGAGGCUCCAUGGGAAACUGCCAUAG